ACCCUAUGGACGCGGUAACAACGUAUUCCUGACUUGCCUCUCAUUGGUAUAGAAGACAUGUGACCAUCCUUGACGCCCCGCUCACUCCCCUCGGUAUUCUACGUCAUUCCCCGCUUCCCCGCCCAUAAACCAACGAGGCCCCGCCUCUCCCGCAUGACUUCAGCAGAGCGAACCGCCCAAAAAGUUUCAAGGCGCCCCCUCAUCCCCACAACUCUUACACAGCGCCACCCGCAGGACUGUCUGAGAGAAGCACACCGGAACCCCCUUCCUCCUCCUCCUCCCACCCGCGGUCCUUGUGAACGGAAGCGGAAGAGUCAGCUCUUUCCGCUGCUGCCGUCCUUCCAGAGAUUGCAUACCCCCCCCUGUGACAGCAGCGACAGCCGGGUCUGUGCGCUCGUCCUACCCCCUCUCCUGCUGUCCCACACCAGGGAAAGGAGGACCGCCCCGCCGGCGCUGCCCCCGUCUGUACGUCCAGUGUCCCGGGAGGAAGCGCCACACGUGAGACAUGUUUUGGAAAUUUGACCUGCACACAAGUUCACAUGUGGACACCCUGCUGGAGAGGGAGAAUGUCACUCUUUUUGAGCUGCUUGAUGAGGAAGAUGUUCUCCAAGAGUGCAAAGUAGUCAAUCGCAAGCUUGUGGAAUUCCUCAUUCACCCGCAGCACAUGGAAGAACUAGUGACCUGCAUUACCCAGGAGCCGGUCAGCGACACAGAUGAGAAGCUGCGCUACAAGUAUCCCAGUGUAUCAUGUGAGAUACUGACAGCAGAUGUAACACAGAUUAAUGAUGCCUUAGGAGAGGAUGAGUCUUUACUGAAGCGUCUGUAUAGCUUCUUACAAAAUGAAGAUGAUCUGAAUCCUUUGCUAGCCAGCUUCUUCAGCAAAGUUAUGGGAAUCCUUAUAAACCGCAAGACAGAACAGAUUAUAGCCUUUCUACGUAAGAAGGAUGACUUUGUAAACCUGUUGCUGCGUCACAUUGGCACAUCGGCAAUUAUGGAUCUGUUACUGCGGCUUCUGACAUGUGUGGAACAGCCUCAACUGAGGCAGGAUGUAUUUAAUUGGCUGAAUGAAGAAAAAAUAGUUCAAAGGCUGAUUGAAAUGAUUCAUCCUUCAAAAGAUGAUAAUCAACAUUCCAAUGCUUCACAGUCACUAUGUGAUAUUAUUCGACUGAGUCGUGAGCAGAUGAUCCAGAUUCAAGACAGUCCUGAACCUGACCAGUUACUGGCUACUCUGGAAAAACAGGAGAACAUCGAGCAGCUUCUACGUAAUAUGUUUGAAGGAGAGCAUAACGAGUCUGUGAUAGUUAAUGGUAUCCAAGUACUUCUCACUUUAUUGGAACCUCGAAGGCCAAGAGCUGAACUAGGAGGAUUGAACGCUUUCUACUGUAAUUUAGAGGGGCAGCUGGAGAUUAAUCCUCCCAGUGGAGAUUCUUCUUACAAUACCCAAGCCAGCUUAGGCACAUUGUUAGCUAUCAAGCAGAGUCUAAAAGACUUCCAUCAGCUCCUCAUCGAUCCCCCUAAGAAGGAAAGCUUGCAGACAACUUGGGGUGUUCUUGAUCCACCAUUAGGGAAUACACGACUCCAUGUGGUGAAAUUGCUUACUAGCAUAGUUAAUGCAAACAACAUGGCUUUAAACCAAGAACUGAUUGAGCUAGAUUCAGUCAACACCAUGCUGAAUUUGUACUUCAAGUACAUGUACAACAAUUUCUUACACUCUCAAGUUGAGGCUUGUGUCACCACAAUUCUGAACUCUACUUCAAUCGAAGAUGCCAAUGAGAGCAACGCGCAAGAGAACUUGCUUGUCAAAUAUCUUCUACAGACGUGCCAGCUUGUGCAGAGGAUACUUUCAGCAUGGGAGGAUAAUGAGAAAGAACAGUCAGAAGGUGGACGGAGGAAAGGAUUUAUGGGUCAUCUCACCAAAACAGCAAAUGCACUGGUACAAAGUUCAGAGAAAGGUUCCAACACCACUCUUAUUAGCCAGCUUAUUAAAGAACUUCCAGAUGAGCAACAAGAGCGGUGGGAAAGCUUCAUCUCAGGAUCUCUUACAGAUACCAACAAGAAGAACACUGUGGACCUUGUCAACACAAGAAAUAUGCACUCUUCCAGUGAUGAUGAAGACAGCGACCUAAAGGAAUUUAAUUUUCCCCAAGAGGCAGUACUUCAGCAGGCUUUUGUUGACUACCAAAUGCAGCAGAUGACCUCUGCUUUUAUAGAUCACUUUGGGUUCAACGAUGAGGAGUUUGGAGAGCAAGAAGAAAGUGUCAAUGCUCACUUUCGACAGCUGAAGAGUGCUCCCUUUGAUAAAACAGCCAAUAUCACUUUUUCCCUGAAUGCUGACGAAGAAAGCCCGAAUUCCAAUCUGUUUGAGAUUUGCUACAAAGAACGCAUUCAGCAAUUUGAUGAUGAUGAAGAUGAUGGCUCAGAUGGGGAGGAUAUCUGGCAAGAGAAGGAGAUCCGUUUUUCUUCAGGGACAGUGCAGAGUGCUGGCACAAGGAGCUGUGGAAGCACAGAUAGUGAAGAUAGUAGAGAUUCUGAUGAAGAAGAGGAAGAUUCUGGUGGUGGUGCAAGUAAUACUAAUCCUUCAACAACAGAGCCAGCACCAGAAACAUCACGAGAUCCUAGCUGGACAGCAUCAUUUGAUUCAACAUCUACAGAUGCCUUGGUCUCUCCAUCAAUUGCUUCAGAAGUUACUGGUUCAUCUGAGUGGGAAAAGAAUGUACCGAAUAACAGUAGUGAAGAGGGCUGGGCUGUCUUUACAGAUCUCAGUAAACAGACAAGUUUUCAGUCAACAACCCCCGCAGAAGCACCUAUAAAAGCAGAAAAUUGUUCAGCUCAGGAAGUAAAUAAUGGUGAAGCAUCUGAAACGUCUGUAAAAGAAACCAUGCAAACCUCAGCCACACUGGGUAACUCCCAGGAGAGUAUAGAAACCCCACAGUGUUCUGCUGCAGAAACGGGUACAACUGCACCAUCUUCCAGUGAAUCUGAGAAUGAAUCCACGUGCAGUUUGACUUUAAAUGGUGAAACUGCUGAGCCUGUAACGCAAGAUGAAACUGUGACAGAAGAUACUAACAGGGUGGAAGAUAGAGCCCCAUCUACCUCAAAGAUGGAUAGCAUUGCAGAGUCUAAACAGAGCUUGGAAUUAACAAAUGACACUUUAGAUAAGAACUCUAAUGAAAACCAGACAGAAAUCCGGUAAACAUUGCACCCCCCCAAUCUGGCAUUAGAAAUAGAUGACUGUACAUCCAAAGAUCUACAUUACGUAUACAUAUGGAUUUUAAACCAGGACAAAGACCAAGGUUCUGUCUCCAUACGAGGAAGGAGACACAAAUCCAGAAUCCGUUGUAAUCCAUUGUAUACAAGAAGAUUGUGAAAGCAAGAGACAAACAAUACUAUUUUUUUGCACUGAAAGUUAAUAGCAUAUAUGUGUGUUUGUGUAUGUAUGUGCAUAUAUAUAUAUGAACGUAAAGUAUUAUAUGUACACACAUCUAUUUCACACAUGCUUUUAUAUAUAUAUAUUUAUAUAUGAAAGUGGCAACGGUAAAUAAAAAGAAAAACAGGAAUUACUGAAAUUUAAAUUAUAUAUACAUUUUAUUUUACUCUUUUUGGAUGGCAGGCGACGCCUCAGACUUAAGCACAAUAAGUCAAAACCAAAUUAAAAUGAUUUUCUUCUGUCCACCCUUGAUCCAUCACAAAAGAAAUCAAAAACUCUCUAUGCAGAUGUGCACACAGCAAUAACUGGCCAUUGUACUGGAUGCCUCGGCUGGAUUAUUGCCUCUUUCAGGCAUAGUUGUGUAAUUCCAUCUGUUCUCGAAUGCCUCUGAUUAAAAUGUAAUUUUUUUUUCUUUUUAUAUAAAUUGUCCAGCCCAUUUAUAUUCUCAUCCACGGGCAUCACAUUCUCUGAUAUUCUUUGCUAUAAUAGCUUUUUGUAAUGUGGUUACCAAAAGAAAACAAAGACAAAAAAAAAAGAAAUCCCCUAAUUGUUAGACUCUCAGUAAUAAUAUUAGCAGUGCCUUAUUGUCAUCCCAUGAACAUGAAAUCCAUUAAAAUGUACUAGGAAUGACAUUACUCAGUGUAUGUGUAUAUUGUGCAUCCUGAAAAGGUAUGUAGCGUUCAUCGAAUUCCUUGCAGCUGUCUCUCGUUCGCAGAUAUUUGCCCAGGUAUGGCUGUCUGCUUCAGAGCUUUUUGUACCUUAGAUAUUGCUUGAAGAAAUGGUGAUCUGUGUUCUGCCAGAAGGCUCCAACCAACCUGUAGUUCACAAGUGCUGCAAAUACAUUGCCAGCAAAUAUAUUCAAUGUAUUUAAAAAACCACAUUGAUUUUGUUGGAAAGCAAAAUUUUAGUUGACCUUUAAAAUAUAACUAGUGACCCCCUAUCUAGCACUAGUUUGACUGCCCUUAGCUCUUACUAGUCGUAGAUUCUGUUUAAAAACACCUUUUACGUGACAGGUGUUUUUUUUCUAGAAGGGUAUUCAACUAGACAUGUUUGAAAAUACUCAAGUUUAGCAACCAAGCCAGUAGACUUGGGUUAUUUCAAAUGCAUUGCCCUAGUAUUAAGUUUUGCAGGAUUUAAGGUAUUUGAAUGUUGUUUUGUCAUAGAAAAUGAGCUUCUCUUUGAGCUUGUCUGCCAGCUGUAGCCACCAUUGAUAAUAUUCAGUGGUUAUAUACCUCAGGCUGCACUGCUGUGAACGCCUGACUGCAACUUAUUUGGGGUCAGGAAGUCUGUCUGUUUUCUUUGGUCAUAUUGCUCAUGUAAUUAACUAGCAUGGCCAUAUUACAUUUCUUUCACUGUGUACCUCUAAACCAGAGACACACUUUACAAGUCUCCUCUUCUGACAAGUUAAUACUUGUAUUCCAUAUGAGAAAACCAUUCUGAAAAAAAUCUUUUCUUGGAACCCUCCAUUGUAAUGGUGCUUUUUCUCCUUGAAAUUAAUAGAUUAACAACUGGGAUUAACUGUACUUCUGUCAAGUUAGAGCUACAUGUGUCUGAUGUCUUGUCCACUUACAAUGGGCAUGGCUGAUGACUAGGUUGUUAAUGGCCGCACGGUUUUGCAGGUAACUGUCUUUUUACCUGCAAAACUGCACAACUAUCAACAAUCUGUUAAAUAGACAUUCCAGUACAUUCAGCUGGUGUAUGUCCUGGAGGAUGUCAUCUAGUCCUUUCUAAUCUUACAUAGUGCUCCCUGUUGACACCUCUGUGCAUGUCGGGAAAUGUCCAAAGCUGGAAAACAAAAGUUUAUUUCUUCUCUAGACAGUUCCUGACACAGACAGAGGUGGCAGCAGAUAGCACCGUGGUCAGACUGGAAAGAACUACACAACUUCCUCUCAUGCAUUCAGCAGCUGAUAGUGUUUUAUUUUUUUGGGGUUUUUAAUAGUAGUAAUUUACAAAUCUUUAUAACCAGUUGAUUUAAAAAGAUUUAGCUGUCAGUUUAGUCCUAAAUUUGUAGAAGAAACAGCACAAUGCAGAGAAAAGAUGACCCAGAAUUGGUAUUUCAUAGGAAAUACAUGUAUUUACUGAGACGGACAUGAAAAGUGCGCAGAUAGGUCCUUUAAACAAUUUAGUCAAAUUCUGAUGACCCAGUUAAGAAAAGGAAAGGUGUUACCGGGACUUUUACAUUAAUGGCCUGUGCUCAGGGUAGGCCAUCAAUGUCUGAUCAGCAGGGUGGCUUCGGCAUAUACACAUUCAGUUGGAGCUGACCUAAAGUAACCCAGCACCACUGCUGCACAAUAGAUGGAGCCAUCUGCUUUUGGCCCUGUUCAUUGUGUAGAUGCCUGCACCGUAGCCGUGCUGAACAGCUGAUCGGCAGAGGUGCUUGUUGUUGCUAUUCUGCUGAUCAGUCAUUAAUGGCAUAUCCAUCCAGGCUGGGUCAUCAUUUUAAGUUCUGGAAAACUAAAAUAGUCUAAACAUUAAUUUAGUCUAAAUAGUACUGUUAAAAUAAACCAAAAAGAUCUUGCCUCUCAUGGCUAGUGGGCAGUUGAAGUGUUUCUGGCAUUCAUGAAGGUUGUAUCUGAUCUAUAAUUUUUGUGCUCUGAUUAUAAAGCAAUAAUUUGCAUGUCCAUUUUUAGUUGGGUUUAGGUGUUCUGUUUCCUUUCUCACAGUGAAGUUUAACACUGUGUAUACUUCUAUGGAGGCACUUAACUAACUUUGUUGACUUGCAGAUGAUAAAACUUCAAGCACUUAUUUGCCUUGAUUAGUAAGAACAUAUAUUUUCAUGCACUUGUCUAGAUCCAUCAUAUGUGGACUGAAGUCUUUCCCAGUACUGUAUACCAGCCUGUACAUCUGUUCUGUAGCCAGUAGUCCCUUCUAUAAAUGGAGCUGUGGAUGAGGCAGUCCUAUAUGACUAGUCAAUUUGCAAGAUAUAAAAUGUGACUGGUUAGGGUAAAAACAUUUGGUUCCGAAAUUCAAGAAUCUUUAAUGUUUAAGGCCCCAGUGGGCAAUUUACAUAAGUUAGACUAGAUUAGUUUAACUUCACAGUGUGACCUCAGUAAUUUUACGGCGGUUUUCUGACUACUGCAUUAAGUGGUGAUUGCCUGCCAUUGACUUCAGUAGAGAAAGGACAGUCAUUUUGUAGUAAUCUCUCUACUGAACACAUGGACCAGAACUAAUUAUUCGUAACACUGGCGGAGGUUUUGCCUGCCAUCCGCUUGAUAAUUUAACACUUACAAUGAACCAGUAGUCAGGAAAUGUCUUUAAUUCUUGUUCUGUACAGUAUAAGCUAUUAUGAAUUUGUGGACCACUGUGACUGUACGAUCACAAGUAUUCUUAUUGGGGUUUUUUUUUUGCUUUCCUCUAUUGCUUUAUAUAUAUGUUCAGUUAAUUUCCUUAAAAUGACCACCUAUUUCCUAAUAUCCCAUAUUUCUCCUGUGUGGACAAUAGAUUGUUAGAACUUGCCUCAAAUGUAUUUUUGCUAAAAUAUGAUAAAUACUAUUAAAACAAUACUUUAAAAUUCCUUCGCACCUUCUUGCCCUCUCUGCUUUUAGUCCAGUGGCAGACUUAUCCAAAGUAAUCCAAAACAGACUGGUUUCUGGGAAUGUGUUGCCAUAAUUCCGCAUAGAAAUUGUCUAUGACUCAACUAUUCAGCCAAAGGUAACAUUGACACUGUGCUGACAGCUGAGAAGGGGAGAAGCAUCUUGGUUCCAGCCACACUGUGCCAUUUCCCACCUUAGCUUGGACAAAAUGCAAGUGGUAAAAGACAUAAAGGUGUUAUCCGUGAUAAAGGAAUGUCUGUUUCAGUUGUCCUCAAUUGUUAAAAAUGUCGGACUUAUUAUCCCCGAUACCCCACCCCCCACCAAAUGGGGGGAUGCCAACACAUGGGCAAGAGUGGCACCAAUCAUAAACAUGCCUUUUUUUUUCCCCCCGAUUGUAUUUCAGCCCCAUAAAUAAGUACGGUAAUUCAGAUUAUAUCUAUAUAGAUUGUUUGAAGGUUAUUGAUGCAUUUUAUCUAGUUUUUGAUUUAAAAACAAUGCAAUUGAUUCUUUUAUUAAAACUUUAUUUAUAAUCAUUUUUUCCUCCAAAGCUUUCAUGUAUUUUAGUACAUUGAUCAACUUUACACUAAAAAUGCCAAUUGACAGCAAACUCUGCAGACUGACUGGCUCAUGUCCUGCCUUCUCUUAAAUGCAAUUCUAAUUCUAUUACAUCAACUUGAACAGCACUGAGCAGGUUGCAGUUUAUUGGAACACAUGCAAGCUGCUUAAGAAAAGUGCUUACAUUUUUUAAAAAUGUAUUUUAUUUUUUACCAUUUAGUAAAGGCUAUGGACUUUGUUUGAAUAAUUUUCUAUAACAUGUAUCUAAAGCUUUACCCCCUUGUCUUUCAUAUCAGUUUAGAUAGAAAACCUGUAUAACAGAAUGAAAAUAAAUGCAUUAGUAUAGGAAAAAUAGAGAAUAUUAAUUGACAAGCAUUUCUUAAACCCGGAGAACCCCUUUUUAAGCAAACCCCAACAAAUGUAAAACUACUUGUGUGACCCAGAAUGCAAAGCAACUUACCUUUUCUGUCUCAUAUCAUUGACCUAAUGCCAAUAAGGGAUUAGGCAAGGGUGCUGUUGCAGACUUUAAUACUUCAGAUUUUUCUUCAGUUGUGUAUUUGUCAUACAACAAUCAGCAUUUUAAUUUGAAUGUGCCUUUCACUAGCCCUAUGUGGUUGGUGCAUGUUGACUGUCCUCCUUUAGAAACACAGUUAUGGUACAAGGGGGGGGAAAUAGGUAUAAAGUAUGUUCUGUACCUACCUUGCUAACUGAUGCCUUUCCCGGCAUUUCUGUGAAGUCAUUAUGUUACUUAGCAACAGGACGGAAUUGUUCAUUUUUUUAAUGAAAAACAAAAUGUUUAAAAAAAUGAUUUCAAAUAUAUCAGAUAAUUUAUAUAUUUUCUUUUGCAACUUUGAAAAUAUUUUAAAUAUGUGUCCUUUAUUUUUUCUUUGCUGGAAAGAAAAAUAAAUUAUACAUAUACUUGC
This is a messenger RNA of Hyla sarda, 8438 nucleotides long. RefSeq names its product protein phosphatase 6 regulatory subunit 1 (gene PPP6R1). Bases 506 to 3193 code for a protein of 895 amino acids. The record is from RefSeq and is a predicted model, not a curated record. NCBI's taxonomy places the organism in Eukaryota, Metazoa, Chordata, Amphibia, Anura, Hylidae. Gene Ontology annotation, cellular component: cytosol; nucleus. Gene Ontology annotation, molecular function: protein phosphatase binding; protein phosphatase regulator activity. The transcript has 24 exons.